AUGGUGUCAUGUGGGGUUUGCGCCAUACUCUUUCUGGGCGGGUACAUCAUGGGAGCUGGGAUAUUGGUCCGUGUGUUUCCGCUCCGGCUCGGUGCGGAGAGAGAACUUCUUAAAGAGCGUUUUCCUUAUCCCGUAACGAAAAUUGCUCAUAGAGGUGGCAGCUUGAUCGGCCCAGAGAAUACCAUUUAUACCUUUGGCCGUGCAAUAAGCGUGGGUAACGCUGACAUGUUGGAAUUGGAUGUUCGCCAAUCAAGAGAUGGUGAAAUUGUUGUUUCUCAUGAUGCAGCUCUCCUAAGGACUUGUGGGAGUUUUCAUGAAGGGACAAAUGUGGUUGAUAUUGUUGUGGAUGGGAAUCCAAACAAGAAUCUACCCCAGUCACUAAGAGAAAUUCCAAUUCAUUUUGAGUCCCCUCAAAGAGGAGGAUGCUAUAAAGCUACAGACUCUGUUCCAGUGGAUGAGACGACGCGUCUAUGCCUAUUAUCGGAAGUUUUUGAUGUGUUUCCAGAUGUUCCUCUUCACAUAGAUAUCAAAUCGGAAGGCGCGGAAAUUACGAAAAAAGUGUUGAAAUUGGUUGAGCGAUACGGCCGGGAGACGAAAACUUUGGUUGGAACUAGUAAUUGGCGUAAUCGUAAACACAUAUACGAUUACUUUGUAUCAGAGCAUUUAUCAGAAAGUGAGCGUCUGCUAAAAAAAAGAAAGCGUUUUCGGAUUUUUGCGGGGCCCAUGGACUGUUUUGUUGUUUAUGUGGCUUAUUUUCUUGGUGUGCUUCCUCUGGUUCCCUUGGCAUUUGAUGUGUUUUCUAUUCCAGUUUUUACCAAAUGCAAAAUGAAAGCGCUAGGCUCUUGCUUUACACGUUUUAUUGCCUAUUUUGUGAACUCACCUGUGCUGUGGAAACAUUUGCAGCGACGAGGUAUUCUUGUUUUGGGUUGGGUGCUGAAUGACGAUGAGGAGUUUGAAGAGGCGUCUAACUGGCCUAUCAAUGGCAUUAUGUCCGAUGAUCCCAUCGCUUUAGAUGCAUUUUUUAGGUCGAGGGAGAUGCCAACAGCGAUGAAUAUCUUAUAA
Messenger RNA from Trypanosoma cruzi, 1062 nucleotides. RefSeq names its product glycerophosphoryl diester phosphodiesterase, putative. The coding region runs from base 1 to 1062 and encodes 353 amino acids. The transcript has a single exon. The record is from RefSeq and is a predicted model, not a curated record. Gene Ontology annotation, molecular function: phosphoric diester hydrolase activity. Gene Ontology annotation, biological process: glycerophospholipid catabolic process. NCBI's taxonomy places the organism in Eukaryota, Euglenozoa, Kinetoplastea, Trypanosomatida, Trypanosomatidae.